Telopea speciosissima is the source of this 1024-nucleotide messenger RNA. Its product is annotated as protein TIC 20-v, chloroplastic. NCBI's taxonomy places the organism in Eukaryota, Viridiplantae, Streptophyta, Magnoliopsida, Proteales, Proteaceae. The transcript has a single exon. The record is from RefSeq and is a predicted model, not a curated record. Bases 55 to 705 code for a protein of 216 amino acids.
AUCUUCAGAGGUUAGAGUUAAACAGUUUCAUUCCAGUGACUCAGAGUGGGAAAAAUGGCCAUCGCUUCUCUUCUAUCCCUCUCAGUUGGCCGUCACACCUUCUGUCCCAAUUCCCACUCACCGUCUUCUACAUCUUCUCUCAAACACGCUUGCAUAUUCACUCUCGUCAACACUAAAAAGAAACCCAGAUGCUCUAAUGGAUCCAAGAAGCCUAUCUCCGCCCAAUCCAAUGGAAACAACUCCGCUGACGGCCAGGAUCGCAUAAUCUCGGCAGUAUGCUACUUCUACCCGUUCUUUGAUGGAAUCCAAUACGGAAAGUAUGUUAUUACCCAGUUUUCUCCCAUUCAGGUUCUUAUACAACCUUUGGUUCCUGCAAUUCGGGUCUUCAAGAGCUUCCCCUUUAAUGGGUUUUUGGUGUUCUUGACACUUUACUUUGUUGUGGUUAGAAACCCCAACUUCAGUAGAUAUGUUAGGUUUAAUACUAUGCAAGCUAUAGUGCUUGAUGUGCUGUUAAUCUUCCCUGAUCUUUUAGAGAGGAGCUUUAAUCCAAGGGAAGGUUUUGGGUUGGAUUUGCUGAUGAGCUUAGAUAGUACUGUGUUCUUGUAUCUUCUGGUGUGUUUGAUUUAUGGGUCAACUUCUUGCUUAUUGGGUCAGCUGCCCAGGCUACCCAUUGUGGCAGAAGCCGCUGAGAGGCAAGUUCCUUGAAUUCCCAUUUUAUUUGUUUCUCAUUUCAGCUUGAAUCAAGUUUUAUAGAUUUCUAUUUUACAAGGCAGCAAAAUCCAAUAGGGGGAAAGGUAUAUAUUCUUGUUGUCUGCUGAUAUAGUGGAAAUCUCAGGAAUUGGGUUACCUUUUCUUUUCUCCCCCUGUUCUGUUAACAAAAAAAUAGACAUUGUAACUCUUUAAGAGCAUGUAAGUUCAGCAAAUGAGGUUCUUUUCUGUACUAAGUAUUUCAGUUCGGCUGAUUCAAGAAAUUCUCAUUAUAGAUUCUUUGAACUAGUUAUCUAUAUCCAUGUUUGUUUCAGCA